AUGUAUAUGAACCACUGCCAGCAAGCUGCUGGCUACCAGCUAAACGGUAAAUAUGCCUGGAGCAUGCAAAGUAACAGUAACAGCGUUAAUGAACAUGGUAAUCCAGAAAACAAAAGCCCAUUCAUUCUUGAGAUUUGCACCAGACUUGAACUAGGUGAAAGGAAAAGUCGAAACAAACUACUACUUAUAUCCUUAGAUGGUUUUCGUUGGAAUUAUGAUCAAGACGUUACAACUCCAAAUUUUCAAAAGUUAGUCAAAGAAGGUGUAAAGGCAAAAUACGUCACACCUCCCUUCAUCACAAUAACUUCUCCGUCUCAUUUCACUUUGGUAACUGGAAGAUAUGUAGAGUCUCACGGAGUGAUCCAUAACAUGUGGUUCAAUACCACCAGUGGACUGAAAAAGCCAUAUUACCAGACACAAAGUGUCAAUGAAUACUGGGACAAUGGAAGUCUUCCCAUCUGGAUCACAGCCCAGCGUCAGGGUUUAAAGACCGGUUCUGUUCAUUUCCCUGGGACCAAACCCAGCUACGAGGAAGAGAAUAUUUUCCUGAAAGUGGUGGAGCCUCCGAGGUACAACUAUAAGAAUGAAACAGCCUGGAGGGAAAACAUUGACAUAGUAAUGAAAUGGUUCACCUUGGAGGAUCUGGAUUUUGUCACACUCUACUUUGGUGAACCAGACGCCACAGGACACAGAUAUGGACCCGAAUCACAGAACAGAAAAGCAGUGGUGCAAAAACUGGACAGAACACUAGGUUAUUUAAUAGAAAAUAUCGAGAGGUACAACUUGAAAUCCAGACUCAAUGUGAUUAUCACUGCUGACCAUGGAAUGACCACAGUGCUGAAAGAGCCAGCAGUGAAUGAAAUUGUGCUAUCAAGGUUCUCCAAUUUUUCAUUCAAAGACACUGAUUUUGAUUUAGUUGAUUAUGGACCCACUGCCAUGCUUUUGCCCAAACAGGGAAAGAUAGAAAAAGUGUACCAGGCUCUGAAAGGGGCCCAUCCACAUCUAAAUGUUUUUAGAAAAGAAGAUCUUCCAGAAAGAUUUCGAUAUUCCAAAAAUGAAAGAAUCCUCCCAAUUAUCAUGUUUGGUGAUCUUGGUUACGUUGUGCAUGGGAGAAUCAAAGUCCAGUUCAACAAAGGCGAGCAUGGGUUUGAUAACAACAAUAUGGACAUGAAGAUGAUUUUCCGUGCAUUUGGCCCGGACUUCAAGAAGAAUUAUUUGGCUGAGCCAUUUGAAAGUGUAAACAUUUAUUCAUUAAUGUGUGAACUUCUGAACAUCCAGCCUGAACCAAACAAUGGAUCAUUGGAAUAUACCCAAGAAAUGUUGAGUUACUAUCCAAGCAAUAGCGAUGUCACCAAGGAUUCAACAUUGUUUCAGCUGGUUGUGGGGUUAGCAGUAGUUGUUGGCUUACUGGUUCUGGCUGCUCUUAUUGUUACUGUUCAUUUCUAUAUAAAGAGACAGCGACUGGGAUAG
This is a messenger RNA of Pristis pectinata (smalltooth sawfish), 1470 nucleotides long. RefSeq names its product ectonucleotide pyrophosphatase/phosphodiesterase family member 7-like. Bases 1 to 1470 code for a protein of 489 amino acids. Lineage: Eukaryota; Metazoa; Chordata; Chondrichthyes; Rhinopristiformes; Pristidae. The record is from RefSeq and is a predicted model, not a curated record. The transcript is spliced from 7 exons.